Molecule: messenger RNA, 1412 nt
Organism: Prionailurus viverrinus (fishing cat)
Lineage: Eukaryota; Metazoa; Chordata; Mammalia; Carnivora; Felidae
Gene: SLC67A1
Product: solute carrier family 22 member 18
Exons: 10
Biological process (GO): transmembrane transport
Molecular function (GO): transmembrane transporter activity
Source: RefSeq, a predicted model, not a curated record
UCCCAGAGGUGAGCGCCACCCGCCUCCCGCCCCGUGACUCAGCACCCUCGCCGGGCACCACAGGACUUUUGCCCCCUGCGCACCGUGCCGGCCUCCUGCCCCGAUCUGUCCAGGCUCUCCCGCCGCACCUGCCCAGGAUGCAGGGAGCCGGAGCCCCCAGGCGCCGGGGCCCCUACUCCAGGGAGAUAGGCGCUCUGGGCCGUCCCGGGGUCACACUACUCACCUAUGCGCUGGUGACCCUGGGGCUCACCUGCCUCUUCAUGCGGUUCUCCAUCAUGCCGUACCUGACCCGGAGGCUGGGCCUGGACUCCGUCGCCUUCGGCCACCUGCAGACCACCUUUGGCGUGCUUCAGCUGCUGGGCGGGCCCGUGUUGGGCAGGUUCGCCGACCGACGCGGGGCCCGCGCCGCGUUCACGCUCACCUUCCUGGCGUCCUCUGCCUUCUACCUGCUCCUGGCGGCCGCCUGCAGCCCGGCCCUGCCCGGCGUGGCCUUGCUCUACGCCACGUCCUUGCCUGUCGCGUUCAUGCAGGGGAUGCCAGUCGCGCAGAUGACCAUCGCUGACCUGUCUGAGCCCCAGGAGCUGCCCGCGGCCCUGGGCCGCCUCGGCCUGUGUUUCGGGGUCGGCAUGAUCUUUGGCUCACUGCUCGGCGGGACCCUGAGCGCCACGUGCGGGAUGCAGUGCCCCGCGACUGUGGCUCUGGUGGCCAACCUCGUGGGAGCCGUCCUCAGCUUCACCUUUAUCCCCGUUAGCACGAAAGGGGCCAGUGCCCACGACCGGGCGGUCCCCGCAGGCGGACCCCAGGCCAACGUGUUUGACCUGAAGGCCAUCACCCGCCUGCUGCUGCAAUCGGGGGUCCUGCCCGUGUUCCUCAUCAAGGUGGCGUCCAGCCUCCCCUUCGGGCUCUUCAUGGUCAUGUUCCCCAUCGUCUCCAUGGACUUCUUCCAGCUGGAUGCCGCCCAGGCCGGCUACCUCAUGUCCUUCUUCGGGCUUCUCCAGAUGGUCAUUCAGGGCCUGGUCAUCGGGCGGCUCAGCCGUCGCUUCUCGGAGAGGGCGCUGCUCCAGGCCAGCGUGCUGGGCUUCGUCCUGGUGGGACUGGCCAUGGCACUGAUGUCCGACGUCCUCCACUUCUGCCUCCUGAUGCCUGGCCUGGUCUUCAGCCUGUGUGCCCUCAACGUGGUCACCGACAGCAUGCUGACCAAGGCCGUGUCAGCCACAGACACGGGGACCAUGCUGGGCCUCUGUGCCACCGUGCAGCCAUUGACUCAGACCCUGGGGCCCACCCUGGGCGGCCUCCUGUACCGCAGCUUUGGGGUCCCCGUCUUCGGCCACGUGCAGUUUGCCAUCAACCUCCUUGUCCUCCUCGUGCUCUGGAGACAGCCUGUGCCCCGGAAGAAGGACUGAGUCCGGUGA